AGGAAGGUUAGCUCUUCCCCAAGAUGGCAGCGCCCAGGGGCGGCGUGGCUGAGGGGAAGAUGAAGCGGCCGCGGGCCGCCCGCGCUCGCCGCGGCGGAAAACUGGACAGGCUGCGGCAAGCGGUGCAGGAGUUCGUGCAGGCAGCCGGCGACCAGCCGCCGCUGACUCUGCUGAAAGACUCGGAGAAGCAGAACCGCAGGAGCCGCCGGGACGCGAGGAAGGAGAAGCGCAGGCUCAAGCGGAGCCGCCGCCGCCGCCUCCAGCGCGGGGAGCCGGUGGAGGUCCCCGCCGCCCCGGUCAAGCAGGCCCCUGCCAAGCCGGCUCCUGCCGCCCGCCCCAGAGCCCCGGCCUCGCCCGCCGCCACCGUUGGAAAGCAGCGGCCGGGGCCGCCGCGGCAGCAAGAGGUGGCGAAGCCGCCGGUGCCGGCAACCCCCGGCGCGGCAGCCGCCGCAACCGCCUCGGCGCGGAAGCGUGCCCUGCUGCAGGCCAACGAGGAGGAGGAGAAGGAGAUCCGGCGCCUGGAGCGGCGGCUGGGGCUUGGCAAGCGCCGCAAGAAGCAGGAGGGGGCCGCGGCGGAGAAGCUGCCACAGAGCUUCCUGCGGGACGGGCUGGGCUACGUGCUGGGCGCUCUGGGCUCCCGGGCCGGCCUCAGCGAGCUGUGCGAGAGCAGCGAGGAGGAGGCGGAGGAGGCUCCAGGGCGGCGGGAGGGCCAGCCGGAGCCGGAGAGUGAGAAGGAUUCGGAGGACGCCUCAGACCCCUGCGAGGGGGGCGAUGUGGAAGGACAGUGGGAGAGCGAGAGCUCGUCCUCGUCCCUCGGGGGCGGCGGGGUGCCUGAGGCCAGCGAGCCCCCGAGCGAGGAGGAGGAGGAGGAAGAGGAGGAGGAGAAUCAUAAUCAUAGAGCUACGAAGUAUGUUCCCCCUCAAGUAAGGAAAGCUCAGGAGACACAGGAUGACAAGAAAAGAGAAGAAUUGGGAAGACUGAAGAAAAUGGUGAAUGGUCUCAUUAAUAGGUUGAGUGAACCAAAUUUGUCCUCCAUUAGUGGACAGAUGGAAGAGCUGUACAUGGCCAACAGCAGAAAGGACAUGAAUGAAACUCUGACAGAUAUUCUCAUGAAUGCUUGUGUUACUGCAGUUGCCAUGCCUGCAAGACUGAUGAUGGAGCACGUCCUUUUGGUCAGCAUUCUUCAUCAUAACAUUGGAAUAGAGGUCGGUGCUCACUUUUUGGAAGCCGUGGUGAGGAAAUUUGAUGAACUAUGUAAAAGUGAUGCUGAAGGGAAAGAAUGUGAAAAUCUGCUUGCCUUGAUUGCUCAUCUGUAUAACUUCCAUGUGGUUCAUUCCCUGCUGAUCUUUGAUAUUCUGAAAAAGCUUGUUAGCAUAUUCACUGAAAAAGAGAUUGAGUUGAUUUUGUUUCUUCUGAAAAAUGUGGGCUUUUCCUUAAGAAAAGAUGAUGCAUUGGCUUUGAAGGAACUGAUCACCGAAGCCCAGAGGAAAGCAAACACAGCGGAGAAGAAACUCCAGGAUCAGACUAGGGUUCGUUUUAUGCUAGAGACUAUGUUGGCACUAAGGAAUAAUGACAUGCGUAAGAUUCCUGGUUAUGAUCCUGAACCAGUUGAAAAGCUCCGCAAAUUACAGAGAACACUGGUUCACGGGAGUGGUUCUGGAAAAGAAACUCAGCUCCGUGUCUCCCUGGAAUCUCUCCUCAGUGCUGAUCAGGUUGGUCGUUGGUGGAUCAUAGGGUCAUCCUGGAGUGGAGCACCAAUGAUCAAUGACACAAACAGCAAGACUCAGCAAAAACUGCAUAUAGGAAAGGUGAAUUCAAAGAUAAUGGAGCUAGCUCGUAAACAGAGAAUGAACACCGAUAUCAGGAGAAGUAUUUUUUGUGUCUUGAUGACAAGUGAAGACUUCCUGGAUGCCUUUGAAAAGCUUCUCAAGCUUGGACUGAAAGAUCAGCAAGAGAGAGAAAUUGUUCAUGUUGUCCUUUAUUGCUGCCUACAGGAGAAGACAUAUAACCCCUUCUAUGCAUUUUUGGCUAACAAAUUUUGUGAAUAUGAAAGACGAUUUCAGAUGACAUUUCAGUUUAGUAUCUGGGACAAAAUCAGAGACUUAGAAAACCUGUCAGCAACUGCCAUCUCCAACUUGGUUUCACUGCUGACUCACUUACUAAGGACAAAAUCAUUGCCACUUUCAGUUCUCAAGGUAAUUGAAUUCAGCGAACUAGAUAAACCCAAAGUCCGUUUCUUGCGACAAGUAUUAAGCAUGCUGUUAAUCAAAGCAGAUGCUGAAGAACUUAGUGACAUUUUUGUGAGGUUAUCUGACAACCCCAAACUGGGAGUUCUACGGGAAGGCUUGAAACUCUUCCUUACCCACUUCUUACUGAAAAAUAUACAAGCCCAAAAAAGUGCUGAAGAAGCUAGCUUAUUAAAAGAAAGAGUUGAACUAGCAACCAGGGCUUUGGAAGCAAAAGAACCAAAAUUGAAGCUAUAAUUCUGUUUUUCUAAUAAAGCAUAUAGAAAAACUGA
Molecule: messenger RNA, 2518 nt
Organism: Tyto alba (common barn owl)
Lineage: Eukaryota; Metazoa; Chordata; Aves; Strigiformes; Tytonidae
Gene: NOM1
Product: nucleolar protein with MIF4G domain 1
Exons: 11
Coding region: 24-2483 (819 amino acids)
Biological process (GO): ribosomal small subunit biogenesis
Cellular component (GO): nucleolus
Molecular function (GO): RNA binding; protein binding
Source: RefSeq, a predicted model, not a curated record